This is a messenger RNA of Rhineura floridana, 3155 nucleotides long. It is a transcript of the gene SPRTN, whose product is annotated as SprT-like N-terminal domain. Gene Ontology annotation, cellular component: nucleus. NCBI's taxonomy places the organism in Eukaryota, Metazoa, Chordata, Lepidosauria, Squamata, Rhineuridae. Gene Ontology annotation, molecular function: polyubiquitin modification-dependent protein binding; metalloendopeptidase activity; single-stranded DNA binding. The transcript has 5 exons. Gene Ontology annotation, biological process: DNA repair. The coding region runs from base 290 to 1852 and encodes 520 amino acids. The record is from RefSeq and is a predicted model, not a curated record.
CGCCUGCGCCGGAAACAGAGAGAGAGUCUCUGAGAAGCGGAAGAACGCGACGGAAGAACGAAGUUGACGCGUAAAGCGCUGCGGAGCGGCAGGUCAUUAGUACAAUUAGCUCAACGCAGACGCGUCCUUCAUCGACAACCUACAGGCUUAACGAUGUGACUGGUACACAGGGCACAACUUCCUGCUUUUACGAGAGCUGCGCAAGCGCUUCGCAAAAUCAUAACGGAUGGGAAUGAAAACAGAAAAAGAGGAAGCGCAAGUGCGCCUUUUAUAGUACGUUGCUUGGCGCAUGCGCAGGAGUUUGAACAGUUUACGGCGGUGCUCGGCCGGCUUGCUUGUGGACCGUCGCGCUCCUCAAGGUCCUUCUUCAGGCAAGAUGGAGGGUGACUUUUUGCUAGCGCUCCGGCUGCAGGCGGAAUGGGAGGCGGAGGACGAAGAAGUUCAGGUGGUGACAACAACGACCACUACCACCCCUGUUGGUUCCCCGGCGCGGCCUCUGUCGGUAGUGGACGACGCCUGGGAGCUACUGGAUCCGAGUCCCGACGUGCGAGGCCUCUUCAUGCAGUUUAACGAGACCCUCUUCUGGGGGCGCUUGGCGGCCGUGGAAGUGAAGUGGAGCCCGCGCAUGACGCUGUGUGCAGGAGUUUGCUGCUAUGAAGGGCGUGGUGGAAUGUGUUCCAUCCGACUCAGUGAGCCACUUUUAAAGUUGCGGCCAAGAAAGGAUCUUGUGGAGACCAUCUUACAUGAAAUGAUUCAUGCCUUGUUGUUUGUUACCAAUAAUGACAAAGAUCAUGAUUCCCAUGGCCCAGAAUUCUGCAAACACAUGCGUCGGAUAAACCGCUUAACUGGAGCCAAUAUUACGAUAUAUCAUGAGUUUCACGAUGAAGUGGAUUCCUAUCGCCAGCACUGGUGGCGAUGCAGUGGUCCAUGUCAAAAUAGAAAGCCAUAUUUUGGCUAUGUGAAGCGUGCAAUGAAUAGAGCACCAUCUGCAAAUGACUUCUGGUGGUCUGAGCACCAACAGACCUGUGGAGGUACAUUUACCAAGAUUAAGGAGCCAGAGAACAACUCCAGGAAAGGCAAAGAAAAGAGCCAACAACCAAAAUUCCUGACUGAUGACAAAGGAAAUGGUCAAGGAGGCAAUGUGCAAAACAUAAUUCCUUUUAGUGGAAAAGGAUAUAUCCUUGGAGGAAAAAGCAGUGUGUUGCCAUCAGACAGAACCAUAAGUCCAAGCAACCAUAAGAGCAGAGAGCUGCUCAGUUCGCAGCAUCAUUCACCAGCUGGUUUGAUUAGAUCACAUCCUCAAAAUGAAAUGGAAUUUGAACAGAACGUUUCCUAUCCAAGCAUUUACUCUCCAUUUUCUUGUGAUGGUGAUAAAAACAGCUUUGCUUCCAGUGCUACACUUCCUAAGGUAUCGGUUGCUAACAAAAAAGCUUACACUAAUGUUAAUGGCUCCCCCAUUAGAAAUUUUUCUUUUAAUGGAGUAAGAUCAAAGUCAAGCCCUAUAAAUGUUGUGUGGGGUUUACAGUCAAAGAGAACAUCAGAAGAAAGCAUUUCUGAACCAGCUACGUCGACUCCAAAAUCCCAGACAACAUCUCAUAGAAAUAGCAGCACAUACAAUAGUUGUCCACCAAAACGGGCAAAAAUGGAGGAUACAGCUGCCUUUGAAAAAUACUUUAUAAAGAAAAUGGAUCCAGGGCAGGCUAGCCCUUCAUUGAAGAACAAGCCUGAACCAACAGCCUCUGAAAGUUCUGCUAUUUCUGUCAGUGAUCAAAACAGAAAAGUUUGUUGCCCUGUCUGCCACUCUGAGGUUUUGGAAGCUAAAAUAAAUGAACACCUAGAUUCCUGUCUCUGAGAUCCCUUAACACGAUUCUAAUGUUUGGAAUGCUUCUUUGCUCAGGGUUUAUCCAUCUUGAGUGUCUCAUGUAUAUUUAUUGUCUUCCAUAUUUUGGGGAGGGAGCUUUACUUAUGACAGCUUCAGUGUUUAGUAGGCUAUAAGUUUUUUUAGCUUGAAGUACUGUAUUACUUCUUUACACUAUUGUGCUAGUAAUACAACCAGAUUUGAACAGAUCUUUAUAGCCAUGAGAAAAAUAUGCUAUAGGAGUUCUAAAGAAACGCAUAUGCAUGAUUUUUAACAGGCUUCAUUUUAAAAGCAUAUUAGCAUUUUCAAAAUGUCUUUUUGGUUUCAAGGAUUAUGUUUUAAAUAGCAAUUUUCUCUCAAAAAUUGCUUCCGAGCCUGGUUUGCAAACUGUUGGGCUAGGGAACUUGAUAUCAAUUGGACAAAAAUCAGUGUGAAUUCUAGCACUACCAGCUUCGCUUACAGGAAUCAAGCUCUUAAUCUCAUUUUAUUAUAGAGAUGGUUAAAAUUAUAUUCAUAUGAGGCUUCCUCAAAGCUUUCACAUACUUCAGGAGGAGAGUUCAACCUAUUGAUUAUGGCACUGACCCUAAAUCUUUGCUGGCCUAUUUCUUUGUUAUAUAUACUGUUAAUAUGUCUGAGGAUUAGGGUAUGUGCUUUUGAAGUGGGAGGAGAACCCAGGAUAGAUAAAAUAAGACAAAUAGUAUAUAUGAAUUUGGGGAGCAAUAUUUGUCAUAGUGGUUUAUAUCCUCAGGUUGGCUAUGACAGAUAAGAUUAAUUUAUCAAAAUCUGAUCUAAAUCUUUCACUUUUACAAUGAUGUAGAAGAGCAGUUUUUAUUCUAAAAUCUCCAUUUUUUUUUGCUCAGUUCUGUUCUAAGAAUUCAAACAUUCAAAAGGAGAAAUGACCAGUUUUAGCAUCGUGAGAGAGUCGGGAUGUAUUUUUCCCUCACCUUCAUGGCAGCUUGGUUAUGCUUAUGUCUGAACCCAAGUGGUAACAUGAUUGUUAGCUGAAGAUUAGGUUGUUCCAUUUCUACUACCAAAACAGCAGAAUUUGGUCAGAUCUCCAAAACUCCUCUCGCUAAAUUCAGCAGAUAUUUCCUUCUCACUAUCCAGAUUUCCUUUUCAUUUGUUAGAUACACUUGUGCGUGUAUCACUUUCAGUUGUAGUGUCUGUGAAUGAAGCUGUCAUUUAUGUGUACCUAUCUUUUUACAAAGUGUAUAGCUUAUUUCCUUGGAGAUUGAAGUAAACUUGAUUAUCUAAUAGCCAUUGGCAAAUUUAAAAUAAAGUAAUAACUUUUCAGAAA